AUGCGGAAAUCAUGCGUGAGUGUGAUGUGCCGCUACCACGCCGGCUCCUUCCCCUUCGUUGAAGAGGUACCUGAAACAAAAAUGAAAACUGUAAGCGACAUGAUUCAACAAAAAGGCCAAAGCAAGAGGUCUGCAAAACCUGUUGCGUUUGUUAUGUGGGGGUUAUUACCACCGUUUUAUUGCCUUAUCUGUUUUCAAUUACACUGUCCUUUCCUCAACGUCACACUGUUGAUCAUCUUCUCGACGCCGUCUACACCGAUAUGUCAGGUGACUCCUACAGUUGAUUACAAGUGGCUUCUUCUUUCUUAUGCUCUGUCUAUUCCAGAUUCUAAAUUAAUGAGAGCAUCGGAUUACUCACCGCAACCAUCUGAUGAUUGUUCGCCCAUUUUUCUGUUGGCAUCUCCACCUUGCGUUCCCACCGCCUGCUUUAUUAGACAAUAUAGAUAUAGAUUUUUCUCAUUUAUAUGAGGUUUUUUUUUCUUUGUUUCCAUGGAGCUGCUUAUUUUGGUUCGUGUAUUAUGAUGAAGAUAGUAUUUUGCUACCUGAUGUCGACAAUUGUAGCAAAUGUCUUCUUAGGUAAUUUUACUAGAUUUGGAAAAACAAUUGCAGCGGAUGUGUUCACGAAAUCGACUUUAGAUUAAAACAGUGAAUACACAUUAUUACCUUGGAAUGUGUAGCG
Lactuca virosa is the source of this 679-nucleotide messenger RNA. NCBI's taxonomy places the organism in Eukaryota, Viridiplantae, Streptophyta, Magnoliopsida, Asterales, Asteraceae. The record is from the annotation of a GenBank genome assembly.